Molecule: messenger RNA, 2304 nt
Organism: Hibiscus syriacus
Lineage: Eukaryota; Viridiplantae; Streptophyta; Magnoliopsida; Malvales; Malvaceae
Product: preprotein translocase subunit SCY2, chloroplastic-like
Exons: 14
Coding region: 86-1825 (579 amino acids)
Biological process (GO): thylakoid membrane organization; chloroplast organization; protein localization to chloroplast
Cellular component (GO): plastid envelope; membrane
Molecular function (GO): signal sequence receptor activity; transmembrane protein transporter activity
Source: RefSeq, a predicted model, not a curated record
AGUAUCAAGGAUUUCUAAUAACUAAACAGUUUUCGAUACUCGAAAAUACGGUCAUUUUUGUCUUUCUUCCCACUUUCAGUGGACAAUGGAAGCAACGCUUCUCGGCUUUCAUCGACUCAACCCUAGCCUCUUAUCGACAAAACCUCUUAAAAUUCCAGAUGGACAUGUGGCUCGGGACCUAUGGUUUUAUCGUCCACUUGAUACCAGAUCCCACCGGGUGCCCAAGAUGAAAUUGGUAGACUCAAGUAGAAGCCAUUUUGUGCUGCCAAAUAGAUUGUUCCAGUCAAGAACAAGAAGUAAAUGGUCAAUCAAAUCUUCAGAUCAACUUCGAAGUGACUAUGUCAAUGUCGAAUCAUCAUCUUCUGAGUCUCUAAAUCUGGAACUUGUUCGUUCAAGUUUGGAUGAUGGGGCAGAUGCUUCCAAUUACAAUGUUGUUAAUAACAUUGAGGCUUCACGUGUUACACCAAAAUAUUUUAGAAAUAGGUUUCUAAACUUUGUACGGUUGAGUUCUGUCUUGAAUAAUGCCGCAGAAUCAUUCUUUAAGAGUGAGAUUCGGCGGAGGUUAUUUGUGACAGCUGUACUUCUUGUAAUUAGUCGUAUUGGAUAUUUCAUCCCUCUACCUGGAUUUGAUAGAAGGCUGAUACCUCAAGAUUAUCUUAGCUUUGUCUCUGGGUCUGUUGAUGAUCUGGGUGAUUUUUCUACGGAGCUUAAACUGUCCUUUUUUCAGCUUGGUAUCAGCCCUCAGAUUAUUGCAUCCAUAAUUAUGCAGGUACUCUGUCAUAUUGUUCCAUCGUUAGUGAAGUUGAGGAAGGAGGGAUUGGAUGGUCACGAGAAGAUUAAGAGUUAUAUAUGGUGGAUUUCACUUGGCUUUGCAAUACUAGAAGCUAUUAUAGUUUCUUGUUAUUCUCUUCCCUAUUCAAUUUAUGCAGCCAGUUACAGGGUUAAGCAUGUGACGGUAACUGCUUUUCUUUUGGUUUGUGGUGCGAUGACUAUGACAUGGAUCUGUGAUACGAUAUCAGAGUCCGGAUUUGGUCAAGGUUCAUCUCUAAUUAUAUGUGUUGGAAUAUUAACCGGAUACACUGAUACGCUGUACAAGAUGUUGACUCAACUCUCAGGCAGUGCUGUGAGUUGGUGGCCAUACGUGCUUGCAGUACUAGGUGUUUUUACUGUAGUCACCAUGUGGGCAGUUGUUGUAACUGAGGGUUGCAGGAAAAUAAAGCUGCAGUACUAUGGGUUUAAACUAGCUUCUGCUGCAAGGGAAGAUUCCCCGAUCACUGAAGUAGAACCCUAUAUUCCUUUUAAUAUUAAUCCAUCAGGAAUGCAGCCUGUUCUCACUACCACUUAUCUAUUGGCUUUUCCAAGUAUUGUUGCAAGUAUUCUUGGUUCACCAUUUUGGGAGCAUAUUAAGGAGAUAUUGAACCCUGCAACAUCUGUUGGUGCAGAGCCAUGGGUUUACUAUUCAAUAUAUGCGUUUUUUGUUUUUCUGUUUAAUAUAUUUGAUAUUGCCAACUUACCGAAGGAAAUAGCAGAUUACCUGAAUAAGAUGGGUGCCAGGAUACCAAAUAUAAAGCCAGGGAAGGCUACUAUUGAAUAUCUCUCGAAGGUUCAGGCAUCAACACGUUUUUGGGGAGGGCUACUCUUAAGUAUUUUGGCAACUACAUCAACCAUACUUGAUCAUUACUUGCGACGUAUCAAUGAGGGAUUUGCAAUCGGAUUUACCUCAAUUUUAAUAAUUGUGGGUUCUAUAAUCGAGCUAAGAAGAUCAUACCAAGCAUAUAAUGUCAUGCCCAGUUUAAGCAAAACACUGAGGCGAUAUGGGGUGUAACGUCCCCAAAGGCACUUUGCAGGUGCAGCCCGUGAGGGAUCCUCCCUAUACAAGAACUCAAUUUCGUUGGUACAGUUUAGUUGAGCUGCUUCCUUUGGGAGUAAAAGAUAAAAGGCCGAUCUCAAUUAUUAUUUGGUUAAUCAACUCAUAAAGCAGGUUCCGAUUCUUCCGAUUCCGACAUUUCUGGAUUCAUUCAUGGCUACAAUAGUCUACUAUAGUAUGUGAGAACGUGGGUCCAUUUUACUUCUGAGUUGUUCUAACAGUAGUAGUCCGAGACCGUGGACGUACGGCAACAUGUUACCCAUGUUUCGACAAGGGGAUGGCCCCCGAUUUCCGUAGAUCAAGGCAAGUUGUACGGUAAGGUAAUUUGAUGGAGAUCAACAUGUUACACGAUUACUUAUUGCAGCUUGCCUUGUAGUGCAUGAAGUGUAAUCUUGUAGGUUGGAUGGUUGGUGGUCUCUAAAUCAUGCAUCUUUAUU